AUGGAAAACUGUUUUGGCUCCCUGGAGACAAACAACUUCCGCCUUUUUACUCCUGAAUCUCUGGCCACCAUUGAAAGGCUGAUCGAGGAGGAGAAACAUAUGAACAAUGUGAAGGAGAAGGAACGAGAGGAGGAGGAAAAGAAAGAAUCAAAGGCCGGAGCUGAGAAGCCCCGACCCCAACUAGACCUGAAGGCCUACAACCAGCUGCCCAAGUUCUAUGGCGAGCUUCCCCCAGAAUUAGUGGGGGAGCCUCUGGAGGACCUGGACCCCUUUUACAGAAAUUACAAGACAUUUAUAGUCUUAAACAAAGGACGGACAAUCUUCCGGUUCAGUGCAACCCGGGCUUUGGGGCUCCUCAGUCCUUUCCAUCCCCUCAGGAGAACCGCCAUCAAAGUCUCAGUCCACUCCCUGUUCAGUUUCUUCAUCAUGAUGACUAUUGUGGUCAACUGUGUAUUCAUGACCCAAAGUGAAACUCCAUCGACUAUUGAGUAUGUUUUCACAGGUAUUUACACAUUUGAAUCCUUAAUAAAAAUAUUGGCCCGAGGAUUUUGUCUGAAUGAAUUCACCUACCUUCGAGAUCCAUGGAAUUGGCUGGAUUUUAGUGUUAUUUCCCUGGCGUACAUUGCUGAAGUUACAGACCUACGUGGGGUUUCAGCUCUAAGAACUUUCAGAGUGUUCCGGGCUCUGAAAACAGUUUCAGUGAUCCCAGGCUUAAAGGUCAUCGUGGGUGCCCUGAUCCACUCUGUGAAGAAGCUAGCAGAUGUGAUGGUGCUGACAGUCUUCUGCCUGAGUGUCUUUGCCCUUGUGGCCUUGCAACUCUUCAAGGGGAAUCUCAGGCACAAAUGCACUAAGAACUGCACAUUUUUUAACGUGACCAGUGAUCUUUAUGGUGAAAACAAGACAUGGGAUUUCUGCAAAAAUGACUUUGACAACCUUCAAACCAAUUACUUGAUGUACAAGAAUGGCACAAAGGAUUACCUACUCUGCGGCAAUGGCUCUGAAGCUGGGAGCUGUCCCGAAGGCUAUUUCUGCCUAAAGACAGGAGACAAUCCCGAUUUUAACUACACCAGUUUCGACUCCUUUGGCUGGGCUUUCCUGGCUCUGUUUCGCCUGAUGACACAGGAUUACUGGGAGCGGCUCUACCAGCAGACUUUGAGAGCAUCUGGGAAAAUUUACAUGCUCUUUUUUGUGCUUGUCAUUUUUCUGGGAUCCUUCUAUCUGGUCAAUUUGAUCCUGGCAGUUGUGACCAUGGCUUAUGAAGAGCAGAAUAAAACCACAAGUGCUGAAAUAGAAGCAAAGGAAAAGAAGUUUCAGGAGGCCCUUGAGAUGCUCAGGAAAGAGCAGGAGGUCCUGGCUGCCAUGGGGAUUGACACAAGCUCACUUCUUUCCUUUGAAAUGUCACCUCUAGCCUCCAAAAAUGCCAAAGAAAGAAGAAACAAGAUGAAUCAAAUGAAAUCUGAUGAUUCCAUAGAGGAUAAUUCAAGUCCUGUCUCAGAUGCUUGGUCGUCGAGGGUCUUUGCUUUUGAAGCCAGAAAGAAGAAUUCACUGGCAGCCCACACCUUGUCUGCAGAGUAUUUCGAUGAACCAUUCCGAGUGAAAAGGGCAGUGAGUGUAGUCAGUAUCAUUACUUCUGUCCUCGAGGAACUGGAAGAAUCUGAACAGAGAUGUCCCCCUUGUUGGAUCCGCUUUGCUCAGAAGUAUCUGAUUUGGGAAUGCUGUGAGCCCUGGGUGAAGUUCAAAGAUCUGAUAGCCAAUAUCGUGAUGGACCCGUUCACGGAGCUCGCUGUCACCCUCUGCAUCGUGACCAACACCCUGUUCAUGUCCAUGGAGCACUAUAAUAUGACCUCAUCCUUUUCUUCAAUGCUCCAAAUUGGCAAUAUAUUCUUCACAGUGAUUUUCACCGCCGAGAUGGUGCUCAAGAUCAUUGCCUUCCAUCCCUACUAUUACUUCCAAAAGAGUUGGAAUAUCUUUGACAGCGUCAUUGUCACCUUGAGCCUGGUGGAGCUGGGUCUGCCCCAAAAAGCGAGCUUGUCCGUGCUCCGCUCCUUUAGACUGCUGAGGGUCUUCAAGCUAGCCAAGUCCUGGCCAACCUUGAACAAUCUCAUCAAGAUCAUUGGCAACUCUGUGGGAGCCUUGGGCAACCUCACCCUGAUCCUAGCCAUCAUCGUCUUCAUCUUUGCCGUGGUUGGAAAGCAGCUAUUUGGAGAGAGCUACAAUCGACUCCGUAAUGAUGUCACAGGGCAGCUGCCUCGUUGGCAUAUGUGUGACUUCUUCCAUUCUUUUCUCAUUGUGUUCCGAAUCCUCUGUGGGGAAUGGAUCGAGACCAUGUGGGACUGUAUGCAAGCGUCUGAGAUGUACAUGUGCCUCAUCGUCUUCUUAAUGGUGAUGGUGCUGGGGAACCUGGUGGUCCUCAACUUGUUCAUUGCCUUGCUGCUGAAUUCCUUCAGUGCUGACGACUUAGCCUCAGAAGAUGACGGAGAACUGAACAAACUCCAGAUAGCCCUGGCCAGGAUUCAAAAGUUCACGCAUCUCAUAGCGCAGGCCAUUCGGGACUUCUGGGGCAGAAAGCUCAGGACUUCAAAAGCCAAAGAGGAGAAGCAGAAGGCAAUGGUGAAGAUGGCCCUCUUGGAAUCAGGAGCCCCAAACCACGUGGCUGCCCAGGUGCUCACCAAUGUCGGGAGUGUCAAAGAUAACCCAGCUCCCAAUGGGCUGGCCUUGGAGUUAACCAUGUGCCCCAUGAAUGACCAUGGAAAUGUUAUGGUAAAUAGCAACAUGGAGAUCUCAGUCCCAAUGGCAGUGGCAGAAUCUGAUAUUGAAGAUGAGGAGGAGGAGGAGGAGGAGGAGGAGUCAAAUGUGGCAUUAGAAGUGGCUCCAAAACAGAAAGGAGAUGUCACGAGUUGUUCUGAAGGCAGCACUGUGGACAUCCCUGAUCCGGAGAUAAUACUAAAGAAAAUCACGGAUCUUAGCGAGAUCUUGGAGGAGCCUGAGGAUUGCUUCACAGAAGACUGCAUUAGGCUCUGUCCGUGCUGCACAGCAGACACAGGGAGGUUUCCUGGAUCUCUCUUCUGGAACCUGAGGAAGACCUGCUAUCAUAUUGUGGAACACAAUUGGUUUGAGAGUUUUAUCAUCUUUAUGAUUCUGCUGAGCAGUGGAGCCCUGGCUUUUGAAGAUGUUUAUCUGGAGAAAAGGCGCACACUCCAAGCCAUCCUGGAGUUUUCUGACCUGGUGUUCACCUACAUCUUCAUCCUUGAGAUGCUGCUAAAGUGGGUGGCCUAUGGUUUCAAGACCUACUUCACCAAUGCCUGGUGCUGGCUGGACUUCCUCAUCGUGGAUGUUUCGAUGAUAAGCCUCAUAGCAAAUACACUAGGCUACUCUGAUCUUGGUCCCAUUAAAUCCCUCCGGACCCUCCGGGCCCUAAGACCCCUGAGAGCACUGUCCCGAUUUGAAGGCAUGAGGGUGGUUGUAGAUGCCCUGGUUGGUGCAAUCCCUUCCAUCAUGAAUGUCCUUCUGGUCUGUCUUAUCUUCUGGCUCAUCUUCAGCAUCAUGGGAGUGAAUCUCUUUUCAGGAAAAUUUGGCAAAUGCAUUAAUAUCACCCUGGGAGACUUCUCCCCUGUGAAUGUGUCGAUUGCCAAUAACAAGACCCAAUGUAAUGAGCAGAAUAGUUCAGGCCUGUUCUGGGACACUGUGAAAGUCAACUUUAAUAAUGUGGGAAUAGGUUACCUUGCGCUUCUGCAAGUGGCAACAUUUAAAGGGUGGAUGGACAUCAUGUACGCUGCUGUGGAUUCCCGGAAGCAAGAGGAGCAGCCUCUGUGGGAGGCCAACGUGUACAUGUACCUGUAUUUUGUCAUCUUCAUCAUCUUUGGGGGCUUCUUCACACUGAACCUCUUCGUUGGAGUCAUAAUCGACAAUUUCAAUCAACAAAAGAAAAAGAUAAGUGGUCAAGAUAUAUUCAUGACUGAAGAACAGAAGAAAUAUUAUAAUGCCAUGAAAAAACUAGGAUCCAAGAAGCCUCAAAAACCAAUCCCAAGACCUCUGAACAAAUACCAAGGCUUCAUGUUUGAUAUUGUAACCAAACAAGCCUUCGACGUGGCCAUCAUGGUCCUCAUCUGCCUUAAUAUGAUCACCAUGAUGGUAGAGACAGAUAACCAGAGUGAGGAGAAGACCAGAAUCCUCAACCGGAUCAACCAGUUCUUCGUUGCCACCUUCACAGCAGAGUGUGUCCUGAAGGUGUUUGCCCUGAGACAUUACUAUUUCAUCAACGGGUGGAACAUCUUUGAUUUAAUUGUUGUGAUCCUCUCAGUUGCCAGCUUGGUGUUUUCAGGCAUCAUGAAGUCGCUUGAAAGCUAUUUUUCGCCCACGCUCUUCAGAGUCAUCCGCCUGGCCCGCAUCGGCCGCAUCCUCCGGCUGAUCCGCGCAGCCAAGGGGAUCCGCACGCUGCUCUUUGCCCUCAUGAUGUCCCUCCCUGCCCUCUUCAACAUCGGCCUGCUGCUCUUCCUGGUCAUGUUCAUCUACUCCAUCUUUGGCAUGGCCAACUUCGCCUACGUGAGGUGGGAGGCCGGGAUCGACGACAUGUUCAACUUCCAGACGUUCGCCAACAGCAUGCUCUGCCUCUUCCAGAUCACCACGUCCGCUGGCUGGGACGGGCUACUCAGCCCCAUCCUCAACACCGGGCCCCCGUACUGUGAGCCAGAUUUAGAAAACUCCAGUAAGUCCAAAGGAAACUGUGGAAACCCCACGAUAGGGAUAGCCUUCUUUGUCAGUUAUAUCAUCAUCUCCUUCCUCAUCGUCAUCAACAUGUACAUCGCCGUCAUCCUUGAGAACUUCAACGUGGCCACAGAAGAGAGCACAGAGCCACUGAGCGAGGAUGAUUUUGACAUGUUCUACGAGACCUGGGAGAAGUUUGACCCGGAGGCCACUCAGUUCAUUACAUUUUCAGCCCUUUCAGAUUUUGCAGAUGCUCUGACAGGACCUCUGCGCAUUCCAAAACCCAACCAGAAUAUACUCAUCCAGAUGGACCUGCCUUUGGUCACAGGGGACAAGAUUCACUGUUUAGACAUCUUGUUUACCUUUACCAAGAGAGUGCUGGGAGAAUCUGGAGAGAUGGACACACUCAAGGCCCAAAUGGAGGAAAAGUUCAUGGCUGCUAAUCCUUCUAAAGACUCCUAUGAACCAAUUGCAACUACUCUGAGAUCAAAACAGGAAAAUCUGUCUGCCGCCAUCAUACAAAGGGCCUACAGAAAUUAUCUCAUGCACCACUCCCUACGACAGGUCACCACUGCAUGUCCAAAUGAGGCCGGUGAACGUCUAUGUGAGCGGGCCACUGAAGAUGAAGGCUUGAUUGAAUUCAUGAUGAAGGAAGACAGUGAACUUCCAGACAAGUCAGAAACUGCAUCGACCAUGUCUUUCCCCCCAUCUUAUGACAGUGUCACCAGAGGGCUCAGUGAGGAGGGCCGGCUGGAUAUGCCCAACACUGGCCUAAAGGAGGAAGAUGCUAGCUAUGACCUGCUGUCUCAGGACUCGGACAAGGCAUCAUCGAUGUAG
Vombatus ursinus (common wombat) is the source of this 5541-nucleotide messenger RNA. It is a transcript of the gene SCN10A, whose product is annotated as sodium voltage-gated channel alpha subunit 10. Gene Ontology annotation, biological process: sodium ion transmembrane transport; neuronal action potential; regulation of atrial cardiac muscle cell membrane depolarization. The record is from RefSeq and is a predicted model, not a curated record. Gene Ontology annotation, cellular component: plasma membrane; voltage-gated sodium channel complex; axon. The coding region runs from base 1 to 5541 and encodes 1846 amino acids. The transcript has 28 exons. Gene Ontology annotation, molecular function: voltage-gated sodium channel activity involved in cardiac muscle cell action potential. Lineage: Eukaryota; Metazoa; Chordata; Mammalia; Diprotodontia; Vombatidae.